Messenger RNA from Elaeis guineensis (African oil palm), 1615 nucleotides. The record is from RefSeq and is a predicted model, not a curated record. Lineage: Eukaryota; Viridiplantae; Streptophyta; Magnoliopsida; Arecales; Arecaceae.
GGUUUGGUCAAAAACCUCGAAUGGACUGCAUGCAUAUCUAACCAAAUUAGGUCGGAUAACGAAAGGAAAUCUAAAGUUCCACGCUUUUAUGUACCUCAGAGUUGUUCGAGAUUCAGGCCUGAUCCACCUUGUAAUUAGCAUAGACUGACAUUCCUAUACCAAUUUUUUUUUGUUUUUCUUUUCUUUUCUUUUCUUUUCCUUCUGGUUAAUUAUUGGGAUGCAACAACUUAAAAUCGGAGGCAGUAUCCAGCCCGCUUGCACAUGGGAUCGGAGCUUGAUUCGCGUCACUGACCGAGUCUGCCUCAUUGCAUCCGCAUGGUUGCCGCUGUGGCGUUUAUGUUGCCACCACAUGAUCAUCUUCGCUAAUUGACGAUGUCGAUCGUAGAUCUUCCCCAGCGUACCACAGGAGUCCCCAGCUACAAAGGACACGUGCAGCAUCUUCCGCAAGUCUGGAUCUCGGUCGGUCAGAGAGAGAGAGAGAGAGAGGGGUUCUCGAUCUUUCAUAAAAAUCGGUCUGCGUUUCAAAAACUAAAACGUGGUUUGAAGUCGAACGCGGAGGACCAACAUUCCUGCGCCACAUCAUCUACAUCCACACCAUAUCUGAGUGUUGAAUCCGAUUUGAUUUAAAAAGCUAUCUCCUGCCAAAAUCUAUACCCCACCAAUAUUUCACUCCCCUCGUUGGUGGUGGUGUUGUUGUUCUUGCGGUAGUUAUCGUUGUUCCUUUAUUAACUUUAGCUAGUAAGGAGAGGAGGAGAUAAGAGAUGCACCGGUCCGCGAGCACAUCAAGGACGUCAGAGGAGUAUUAUAUGAGCAUGACGACAGGCGGAGGAGGGAAAGGACUGUCGUCGUCCCCCGGCUACCGGUCGAGCCUGGACGUGGACCACCUCCCCACCUACGACCCCCUUUCCGAUGCCGCGAAGAAGGAUGGUGGGCGGGCCCGCUUCGCCGAGAACAUGGUCCACCUCAUCCCCCUCGUCAUCAUCUUCUGCGCCAUGGUCCUCUGGUUCUUCUCGCACCCUGAUAUUGAUAUGGCGAAUACGGAUGAUUCUAUUGUUGCUAGAAUCAAGAACAUGACCAUCGAUGGCUCUGGCAGUUGGAAUGGCUCAUCGAUGACGAUAGGGUUGGAGGAUUUGGAUCCAAUCGAUGGGAUCGCGAUGGAAGACGCCGGCAGAGACUCCGAUAACAAAGACAAUGAGGAAUGAGGAGAACGUUUUGCUGCGUGCUUUAUUUCUUGCAAUGACGAAAUGCGUCUUGGCUCUUCUCUUUCUGUGAUUUUUUUUGCUUCUAGAAUAUUGAAAUCUUUCUUUUUCUUUCCUUUUUUUUUUUUAAUAAAGAUUGUUUGAAUCUUCCAGGUGGGUUACGGUGCUUUUCAUCUGUUUGUUUGAGUCUUCCAGGCGGGUUAUGGUGGUGGUCUUCAUCUGUUUACCGAUUACCAAUAAGCUAGCUGUCAUCACUUGCGACUUGCGACUCAACUAUUUAAUUCUUUUAUUGUUCUCUUUGAUCUUCUUUUUUCUUGUUUUAAAACCCAGCCUUUCAAGAAAAGAUGGAGGGUGUGGAGUGGCCGGUUUCCCCCCUUUCCCUAUUCGGCAGGAUGAAUUCUGAUCAACUCCUCAAG